Messenger RNA from Colletotrichum destructivum, 3990 nucleotides. RefSeq names its product Putative helicase, Zinc finger, RING-type, Helicase superfamily 1/2, ATP-binding protein. Gene Ontology annotation, cellular component: nucleus. The coding region runs from base 449 to 3634 and encodes 1061 amino acids. Gene Ontology annotation, biological process: DNA repair. Gene Ontology annotation, molecular function: ATP-dependent chromatin remodeler activity; ATP binding. The record is from RefSeq and is a predicted model, not a curated record. Lineage: Eukaryota; Fungi; Ascomycota; Sordariomycetes; Glomerellales; Glomerellaceae. The transcript is spliced from 10 exons.
CUUUCCGAUGCCUCGCGUCGCCCGUCAUCAUGUGGUCAAGUAUGAGGCAUGGUUCGCCUCGUUCCUUUAUGCUCUCACUCACCCAACUCACUCUCCAUCUCUUGUGCAGUCGCUGAGCCUCAUUUGUGUGUUGUUGUUGUUGUUGUCUCUCACUCUCUCCCACUCACUCACACACAUUCUCUCUCUCCAGCACCGGUUGCUCGAGGAGAUCCCUGGAAUUGGAUCGUGAGACAAGACAGGCGUAACUCGACGAGUUCGUCUCUGAGAUUACUCGAGUUCCCGGUUGAAGCCUAGAGUUGUCUGGUCAAAGUCAACAUAGUGAUUGACAACAACAAACAUCAACGGCUCCGGACUCUGCUCCGACAGCAGUCAGACAGACACCCUCAUCAACGAACACAAUUUCACAACUCCCAACCCCCAGUCCCCCCCCCCCCCCCCACCGUCCUCCAUGUCGUCGCUAAAGAGACUCCUCAACGAGGAGGAUGACGAGCUCCACUACCCCGAUCUGUCUUCCAUGUCCCCGUACGGCUCCGUCCCGCCAUCGUACCAGGGCGACCAGGAGUACACCGGCUUCCACCCGCGCCAGACCCUGUUCCAGAGCCCCGACGCGCCCCAGGAGACGCCCGUGUUGGAAGACCUGGACUCCAUGGACGACGUCUUCAGCAACAUCCUUUUCCACUACACUGCCGGCCCCCAGCUGGGCGCCAUCGACUUCGGAGACGAGGCCGAGGCGCCGCCUUUUGACUUUGAAAACGCCCUCGAGACAUGGGGCAGGAACACCGCCGCCGUGUCCCCCGAGGCCUCGUACACGUAUAGCACCCCCCAGCCGUCCCCCGGAGCGUCAUCGCAAGACUCCCUGCGCGUGACGCACUCGCCCUCGCUCAUACCCGAGUCCAGUGUCACCGGUUCCGACUACUACUUGUCUCCACGAGAUGAUGAGACGGACAAGGUCUGCUACGGCAUGCUCUAUAAUGUAGACGUCAAGUUGAUAGGCGACAUGGGCGUUAUCGACACCAAGAUCCGCAACACCCACCACAAGGAAUCGAUGCGCGCCCCCGGUCGCCCCGUCUACCAGCGCUUCACUCUCAGCGAGCAACAGGAACACGUCCUUCUCGCCUUUCGGGGGUCCGACGGCGGCGGCGGCGGCAGCAGCAGCAGCAACGACGACGGCGACGAGGCUACCGAGUUCGGUUACCUCCGCUCCGGGCCCGGCAAGACCCUCGGCGAGCUCCUGCGCGGCGGCGGUGAUGACGGCCUCGAGUUCGAGCCCAUUGCCCAGACGACCGCCCUGCGCGAUACCAUCGGCCGCGCCAAGAAGCCCGUCGAGGCCAUGGUCAAGGUCGACAUCAACGUCUACGGCCCACGCGCCGCGGCGGCCAAGGUCGGCGGCAAGCUGUCGGAUGGGAAGCUGUGGCUGCAGAAGCCGGACCACGCGCGCGCCGGGUUCCCCUACGAGAACCCGCAUGUGCUCGCCACCCGCAAGGCCGAACACGCAUCCGGGGAUGCGACGAUGACGACGGUGAGGCAUGUCCGCGGCGACGACGGGGACCCUUCAUCGCCGUCGGGACGCCAGCCGCGCGAGGAGAGGCUUCGGCUCAUGAUGAUGGAGGUGUACGACUCGAUACAGAAGAAGCGGCACCUCCGCCGCGAGGACGGCGUCCAAGGGCUCAAGCACGAGUUGCAAGAACACCAGAAACAGGCUCUUGCGUUCAUGCUCGAGAGGGAAUCCGGCCACAUCGACUUGGCAUAUCGCCUGUGGCAUCCCGUGAUGGAGGAGGGCCAGGAAUGGUUCCGCCACAAAAUCACCAACAUCAAGCAGAAAAGCCGGCCGGACGAGCGAGGCGGCGGUAUCCUGGCCGACGAGAUGGGCAUGGGCAAGUCCCUGUCCAUCCUCUCGCUGGUCGUGACGACGUUGCAGAACGGCCAGCAGUGGGCUCAACAGGAGGAGCAGAGCAAAGAAAAGAGCCAGGAGCUGUGCUACUCCGGCUCAACCCUGGUCGUUGUGUCGUCUGCUCUCCUCAUCUACGAAUGGAAGAACGAGAUUGCCAAACACGUACAGGGGAAUCUGAACCAGAUCCAAUAUCACGGCCCGAAACGCGAAAAGGACAUUGACAAGAUCAAGAACUCCAACAUCGUCGUGACCACCUACAACACCCUGGCGGCGGAGUACGAGAAGAAGUCGUCCAUCCUGCACAAGAUUGGAUGGUACCGAGUUGUUCUCGACGAAGCCCAUGUCAUCCGCCGCCCGGCCACGACCUUUUUCCACGCCUGCCGAUCCCUCCACGCAAACUCGCGCUGGUGCCUCACGGGGACGCCGAUCCAGAACAAGCUGGCCGACAUCGGCGCCCUCUUCGCCUUCAUCCGCGCCAAGCCCUUUGACGAGCCCGCCAUGUUCCGCCGGUACAUCGAGGUGCCCUUUGAGCAGAACGGCGACGCCAGGAAGAUCAAGGAGCGCCUCAUCCUGCUCCUCGACUCGCUCUGCCUGCGGCGCACCAAGGAGCUCCUCGCGCUGCCCGGGCUCGAGGAGCGCGUCAAGGAGCUCGCCUUCACGCCGGCCGAGCGCGAGCAGUACGACAAGACGAAGCGGAUCCUCAUGCGCACCAUCAAGCAGAAGGUCGGCGAGGUCGAGAAGAGCUCCAAGUUCGGCCUGUUCCAGGCGAACCUGCAGAUGCGCAUCCUGUGCAACCACGGCACGUACCAGAAGCCCUUCUCGUGGUCGCGCCGCAGCCACCGGCUGAGCCGCCUCGAGGAGCGCGAGGCCGCCGUCUCGGCCCUGGGCCGCAACGCCGAGAUCACCUGCGACGGCUGCCACCAGCCCAUGCCCAUCCUCGGCUCGAGCCGGCUGCGCAACGAGGCCGAGGAGCAGUGCGCCCACGUCCUCUGCUCCGAGUGCCUGGAGGAGUCAGACAUGUCGGCGCCGGGGGGUCCGACGAGGAGGCGGCACUGUCCCGUGUGCGAGAACUGGAUGAGGACGGCGGCCAGGUCGCAGCAGGCGGCGGCUUCUCCAGCGGCGGCGUCCCCGUUGAUCCGAGUCGACGGCCCCGGCGGCGUGUCUGGCGACGUGGACAUGGUUGACGCGCCGGCGGCGAAGACGUCGGCGGAUAAAGACGACGAGCUUUACUUCAACCACAUUGGGUAUUCGACCAAGAUGGAAGCCUUGAUCAGGGAUGUCAAGGAGGAUGUCUGGACCACCAAGAGUAUCGUCUUCUCGUGCUGGACGAGGACGCUGCACCUGGUCGGCAUGCACCUCGAGAGGGCCGGCGUCCGGUUCGACAUGAUUGACGGCAACUGUCCGUUGUCGGAGAGGCAGAAGAUCCUCGAGAAGUUCGCCAAGGAGGACGGCGUGCGGGUGCUCAUCAUGACAACCGGCACGGGGGCCUUUGGCCUCAACCUCACCUGCGCCAACCGCGUCUUCAUUGUCGAGCUGCAAUGGAACCCCAGCGUCGAGAACCAGGCCAUCGCCCGCGCCAUCCGGUUCGGCCAGGACCAGAAGGUCCUCGUCACGAGAUAUGUCAUCAAGGGGACGGUCGAAGAGGAGAUGAGAUCACAGCAGAACGUGAAGAAGAGCCUCGCGGCGAUCGGGUUCGACGAACAGGUCUGCGAUGCGGACCAGAUGGACCAGUCGCACGCGUAGAUGGGAUACGACACUGAAUGAUUGCAUGAUUGACAUGGAGUUACGGGAUACUCGCGGCGGCUAGUUUGAGACAGGCACGGAAACGCACAUAAACACUAACACACGCACACACACAUAUAUAGACGGGGGGAGAGAGGUUGGAUUUGUUUUGUGGCAGCGCCCUCGCGAUGCUGGCAUCCUCAUCCUCAUCCUCAUCCUCACGCCACUUUGGCCAUCCAUCCUCGUUUUCGCGAUAGAAGCCGAGUCUGCAAGCUGGGCUUCGACCAGAGACUCUCGUCGCGUUUUGCUAAAUACCCCAAAAUACCAACUCUUUUCUUGCCAUACUGCUCAAGAUUUCAUCCUGCAUAAGCGACUAC